UUAUCCCUACUUGAUUAAUUUUUUCCCACACACACGUACGUAUAUAACCACUCUUUUAUUUUUCGGUUGAAAAAUAGCAUGGAUGCUCCUUGGCCUGGGCUCUCCCGCUACUUUCUCAGCAACUGGAACAGACACAGCCACCGAGUCACCCAAUGCCAGUCGUCCCCAGACUCCCUCGAUAUUUCCACCGGCAAUACAACCUGUUCCCCUGAAGAAGCAGCAUCCCAUUGACCUCAAUGGAUUCAGCUGGCCCAGCAUUGGAACCGAGGAGCGCCGCAGCGAGACUGCCGAGGAAAAGGAAGCUCGGCUGACGAAAAUGUCGGAUGCCGUGAGAACUCUGCUCGAAUGCAUGCGGUAUGCUAAGGCUCUGAUGUUUUUCACAAAAGGAUACGAAGAGUCCAUGAACGACGUAAUUAACGAUGCGCUAUUUGACGAAGAUCACGAAGAAAUGGUCAUUGUUCGCGACAUUGAUAUAUUCUCACUCUGCGAACACCACCUUGUGCCAUUCUGCGGCAAAGUGUCUAUCGGUCUUGGGUUAAGCAAACUAGCGCGUAUCGCAGAGAUGUUCAGCCGUAGGUUGCAGGUUCAGGAGCGGUUGACGAAGCAGAUUGCCGUGGCGCUUAAUGAGAUUCUGCAGCCACAGGGGGUUGCCGUUGUUAUGGAGGCCAGCCAUCAAUGUAUGGUUAUGAGGGGUGUGCAGAAACCAGGAAGCAAGACUAUUACAAGUUUCAUGUUGGGCAGGUUCCGCUCGGAUCCAAGACUC
Messenger RNA from Kickxella alabastrina, 763 nucleotides. RefSeq lists its product as uncharacterized. The transcript is spliced from 7 exons. Gene Ontology annotation, cellular component: cytoplasm. The annotation marks the transcript as partial. Gene Ontology annotation, biological process: tetrahydrofolate biosynthetic process; tetrahydrobiopterin biosynthetic process. NCBI's taxonomy places the organism in Eukaryota, Fungi, Kickxellomycota, Kickxellomycetes, Kickxellales, Kickxellaceae. Gene Ontology annotation, molecular function: GTP cyclohydrolase I activity; GTP binding; zinc ion binding. The record is from RefSeq and is a predicted model, not a curated record.